AUGGAAGUCCAAUUAACUACAAUUAAAAAAAAAAUCAGUGAAAAAGAAGCCGAAAUUAAAAUGUUGUGGGAGAAAAUUAGAGCCGAAAAAGAAAAACCUAAAGAGGAAAUUAUUGAAGAAUUAAAAGGGAUUAAACGUACCACUGAAAUAUUUCUCAAAGUAGAUAUUUUGGGUCAUGACGAACCGACCAUAUUACAAAAAUUGUUUCAGUUAACUGGUCAACAGCCCAGCCAGAUUUCUUUUCAAGAUAAAAAUAUAAUGUCGAUUUUUACUAAUGCUGAUACUUUGGGAAUACCGGAGUUUGGCACGGAUUUUGUCAAAAGGAAUUUACUAACCCCUUUAAAGCCGACUAAAUUUUCCCAAUUGCUCCAAAUCUCUGUUUCGUGGGGCGUGGAUAAUAAACAAGCCUUUAUUGCCACUGAGUAUAUUCGCAAAGGCAAGUGGGAUGAACUAUCAGAAGAUAUCAAAACCGAAAUCAAAAAUAAGUUAAGCGAUAAAGAAGGGGAAUUAUAUUUUUCAAUACUUAGCAAAAUAAAAUACAUUUUUCCCAAGCCCCACGCCAUUGCUUAUACCAUGACCGCCUGA
Ambispora gerdemannii is the source of this 585-nucleotide messenger RNA. The record is from the annotation of a GenBank genome assembly. NCBI's taxonomy places the organism in Eukaryota, Fungi, Glomeromycota, Glomeromycetes, Archaeosporales, Ambisporaceae.